AAGUUGGAUGUUCGUCUUGAACUUUCCUCUUUUCAACCCCUCCCAUCCCGACCCUAUCUCCAGUGCUCAGGAGUCUACGGGAAUAUUCCUUUGACAAAAAAGGUGCCUUCUACUCCUCUCCCAAGCUCUUUUACAUCCUCUAGCUCUUGAGAUCAUCGUCGGGCCGUAGCAUCAAACGAAGAAUUCUCAUUUGAUCAUUAUGCCUCCGAGACGUUCAAGUCGCGCUCCUGCCUCAAAGGCAGCUCCUGAGCCUGCUACUAAGCCGGCACCAAAGGCAGCUUCAAAACCCGCCGUGAGAGGUCGCAGUAAAACUACUAAACGGCCCUCAUCACCCGAAAAUUCACCUCCUCCGCCUGCUAAACGCAGCCGACCGUUGUCCAAACUUCCCUCGAAUGGCGUCGUUCCCGAAGCGAAACCCAGAGUCAAGGCUCUUGCUAAGAAAGCCGCCGCUCCCCGCGCUCGCAAGGCUGCGAAGCCUGCAGGUGAGCCGGUGCCGUAUUUCAACGCACUUCCAACCCCCGCCGAACAUCAUCGACCUGCGCCACAUUUAUUCGUAUGGGGUGCGGGGAACUUCGGACAGUUUGGUAUGGGCCCAGAUAUCCUGGCUGAGUUUGAUAAGCCAAGAAAGAGCACCUGGGUCGAAAAGAAAAUUGAAGAGGGCGCCUUCGGUGAGGAGGGUGCCGGUCUGGAAGCUGUGGCUGCAGGUGGUUUGCACACUCUCUUCGUAGAUGAGAAGGGUACAGUCUGGUCUUGCGGCACCAAUGAUAAUGCUGCGCUAGGUCGUGUCACGGCCGACAUCCCUGAUCCUGAAAAACCAGGAGAGGUCCUCGAUGCUGAUACCAUUACCUCAUUCCCAUACCCUCUCGAUUCUCUUGUUGAAGAGAACUUUCGUGCUGUUCGUGUCGCUGCAGGUGAUUCGAUAUCAGCCGCGAUUAGCGAUAAGGGCGAAUUGCGAGUCUGGGGCUCAUUCCGCGUAAGUACUUCGAUGAUCCGUUCCUUAUGCUUAAACUUAUGUUUCAAACAACAGGCUGCUGAAGGUGCUCUCGGAUUCUCAGAAAGUAGUGCACAUCAAUUCCUGCCUGCCCCGAUACUGGACUUGAAGUCUAAACCGAAUAAUCCCGAAAAGUUCACUGCGGUCGCCGCAGGUAACAAUCACCUUCUCGUUUUGACUACCCAUGGCAAUGUCUAUGCCUGGGGUGCUGGAGAGCAGGGGCAGCUUGGACGCAAGGUCCUUGAACGCCGGAAGAUCCACGGCACUGUUCCCGAGAAGAUCGUCCUCGGCAGUCGAAGUCGCAAAGCUGUUGUCAUUGGUGCUGGUGGCUACACCUCGUUCGCCGUCGACAACCAAGGUUCCGUUUGGGCAUGGGGUUUGAACAACAUGGGACAAGCGGGUACCGGCUUUACUAGCGCUGCAGCUGACAGUGAGGUGUCACGUCCCCAAAAGGUUGCCAACCUCAGCAAAGCCGAGUUGGGUGACGACGAGACUGUUGUUGAGAUUGCUGGUGGUGAACAUCACACGCUAUUCCUCACGUCGAAGGGCAGGGUGUUUGCCUGCGGUCGGUCAGAGGGCGGACAGCUUGGUCUCGCUGAUGACGACGAGGCCUUCGAGGACCGAGAGUUCCCUGGUAUGCUCCCUGAGCCAGCCUUGGUGACAUUCCCUGAUGGGGAUGACCCAAUUGUCCACAUUUCGGCUGGAAUUCACAACAACCUAGCCGUAUCCAAGGGUGGUGCGUUGUACACCUGGGGUACAGGUCCUCAAGGUGAGCUCGGCGCAGGUGACGAGACAGAGGUGAAGACGCCGAAAAUGAUCGUGCGCAAAGAGGGUGGUUCGUGGGCUGCGAUUGCUGCGUCCUGCGGUGGUCAACAUACACUCGGAUUGUUGAAGAAGAAGACCUCAUAGACUUGACUUGAAAGUUGGCUCAUUCUGGAUUCCCAAAUUGCAUUUCUCGUUCUCAAUGGACGCAAACCCUGCUAUCCUACCCAGCCUCGUCGUGUAAUAACAUUGCAAUAUCUUAUUCAUAUAUUCAUCGCGCUCUGUGGUAUACUUUUUUUCUUCUUCCAAUCAUUCUGUGUGC
This is a messenger RNA of Somion occarium, 2075 nucleotides long. The record is from the annotation of a GenBank genome assembly. Lineage: Eukaryota; Fungi; Basidiomycota; Agaricomycetes; Polyporales; Cerrenaceae.